Molecule: messenger RNA, 906 nt
Organism: Cryptococcus wingfieldii CBS 7118
Lineage: Eukaryota; Fungi; Basidiomycota; Tremellomycetes; Tremellales; Cryptococcaceae
Product: eukaryotic translation initiation factor 3 subunit F
Exons: 3
Coding region: 1-906 (301 amino acids)
Biological process (GO): translational initiation
Cellular component (GO): eukaryotic translation initiation factor 3 complex, eIF3m
Molecular function (GO): translation initiation factor activity; metallopeptidase activity; translation initiation factor binding
Source: RefSeq, a predicted model, not a curated record
AUGUCCCUCAACACUUCCUCCUCUGCUAUCCACCUCUCCCUCCCCCCUACCUCUUCCACCCGCCCUCCUUCUCAAAUCACCGUCCACCCCUCCGUCGUCGCCUCCAUCCUCACCCACCACUCCCGCCGCCCCACCGACUCCGAGUCUACGAGAGUGAUUGGUGCCCUCAUGGGCACCCGCUCCGACAACGGCCAGGAAGUAGACAUCCGCUCAUGCUUUGCCGUCCCUCACACCGAGCAGGGCCAGCAAAUCUCCGUCGACCAACCGUUCCAACAAGAAAUGCUCCAGUUUCUCUCCAAAAAUGGCACCAAAGAGGUCCUCGUCGGGUGGUACGCUUCCUCCAAGCACAUCGACUCAAACUCUGCCAUCAUCCAAGAAUACUUUACCUCCCAAACCAACAAUCAGCCCGCUGUGCACCUCACCGUGGACACUGAUCUCCAAAAGAAUGGACAGGGUCUGGAAGUGAAGGGAUGGGUUUCGGCGCUUUUGGGUUUGUCUGCCAAGUCGGAGAGUGCGGUAUUCGUGCCCGUGCCCGUUUCUGUCAAGUAUGCCGAUUCCGAGCGUCCUGCUUUGGAUCUCCUUACCUCCAACCCUACCCCUUCCCCCUCUCUCCCCCCUCUCCCCACCCUCUCCUCCUCCCUCGCCCAGCUCUCCUCCCUCAUCGACCAAUGUCUCGCCUACGUCCAAGGCGUCAACGCCGGCACCACCCCCGCCGACGUUCAAGUUGGCAAGUACCUCCUCGAAGGUCUCGGCCGAUGGGCCGCCAACGGCGAGAAGGAAGAUGAGGGCGGUGUCAAGGCUGGUUUGCAGGACACUUUGACUGUGGAGUACUUGUCGAGCUUGGUGAGAAGUCAGGUCGAGUUGGCUGGAAGGUUGUCGCUUUUGCAGCAGCAGCCUUCGCAGUAA